Lemur catta (Ring-tailed lemur) is the source of this 1800-nucleotide messenger RNA. RefSeq names its product purinergic receptor P2X 4 (gene P2RX4). Gene Ontology annotation, cellular component: nuclear inner membrane; plasma membrane. The transcript is spliced from 12 exons. Gene Ontology annotation, molecular function: extracellularly ATP-gated monoatomic cation channel activity; purinergic nucleotide receptor activity; ATP binding. The record is from RefSeq and is a predicted model, not a curated record. Gene Ontology annotation, biological process: monoatomic cation transmembrane transport; response to ATP. NCBI's taxonomy places the organism in Eukaryota, Metazoa, Chordata, Mammalia, Primates, Lemuridae. Bases 79 to 1236 code for a protein of 385 amino acids.
CCGCCUGGGCGGGGCUCCGCGCCGGGGCCAGGAGGCGGCUCGGGCAGCGGGACCCGCAGAGCGGAGGCCGGCGGCGCCAUGGCGGGCUGCUGCGAAGUGCUGCGGCCCUUCCUGUUCGAGUACGACACGCCGCGCAUCGUGCUCAUCCGCAGCCGUAAAGUGGGGCUCAUGAACCGCGCGGUGCAGCUGCUCAUCCUGGCCUACGUCAUCGGGUGGGUGUUUGUGUGGGAAAAGGGCUACCAGGAAAUGGACUCUGUGGUCAGCUCAGUUACUACCAAGGUCAAAGGUGUGGCUGUGACCAACACUUCUAAACUUGGAUUCCGGAUCUGGGAUGUGGCUGAUUACGUGAUACCACCUCAGGAGGAAAACUCCCUCUUCAUUAUGACCAACAUGAUCAUUACCAUGAACCAGACCCAGGGUACCUGUCCUGAGAUUCCAGAUAAGACCACUGUUUGUGAAUCAGAUGCCAAUUGCACUGCUGGCUCCGCAGGCACCCAUAGCAACGGAGUCUCGACGGGCAGAUGCGUGCCUUUCGACGGGUCUGUGAAGACGUGUGAGGUGGCAGCCUGGUGCCCAGUGGAGGACGACAGACACGUGCCAAAACCUGCUUUUUUAAGGGCUGCAGAAAACUUCACUCUUUUGGUUAAAAACAACAUCUGGUAUCCCAAAUUUAAUUUCACCAAGAGGAAUAUCCUUCCCAACAUCACCACUGCUUACCUCAAAUCGUGCAUUUAUGAUGCUAAAACAGAUCCCUUCUGCCCCAUAUUCCGUCUCGGUGACAUAGUGGAGAACGCAGGACACAGCUUCCAGGACAUGGCUGUCGAGGGGGGCAUCAUGGGCAUCCAAGUCAAUUGGAACUGCAACCUGGACAGAGCCGCUGCCCUCUGCCUGCCCAAGUACUCCUUCCGCCGCCUCGACACCCGGGACGUCGACCACAACGUGUCUCCUGGCUACAAUUUUAGGUUUGCCAAGUACUACAGUGACUUCGCUGGCAACGAGCAGCGCACACUCAUCAAGGCAUACGGCAUCCGCUUCGACAUCAUUGUGUUCGGAAAGGCUGGGAAAUUUGACAUCAUCCCUACCAUGAUCAACAUCGGCUCCGGCCUGGCGCUGUUGGGGGUGGCGACAGUGCUGUGUGAUGUCAUAGUCCUCUACUGCAUGAAGAAAAGAUACUACUAUCGGGAGAAGAAGUAUAAAUAUGUGGAAGAUUACGAGCAGGGUCUUGCUAGUGAGUGACGGACCAGUGAUGCCUACCCCACACCUGGGCUCCCCACGGCCCCAUCGAAGCACAGUGAGGAGGAGGGGGAAACGGCUGCCACAUCACCCCAGAGAAGGUUCUGGACUCCGACUCAUUCUCCACAAGUACUCAGGGUUGCCCAGCAGCCCCUGGGUUUUGUGUUUCGGGUUUGUUUGCCCACUCAGCACAGUAGGUUACCAGUCCGUUCUUGGCUGGGUCAACUCUGCUGUCCCUGCAGCCUGGGGUCAUCGGGGUGAGCGCUGGCCUGGGGGCAGUGACACUGCUGUCGCUUCCAGGGCUGGGGCCUGCCCCAGGGCAUCGGGGGCUGGCCAUCCUUGGAAGUUCCUGUCUGCAGUUCCCUGCGGGACAGGCCCAACCCUCCCGGCCAUGGCAACUCUGGUCAAGCACUUUAUGGGGAAGGGAAGCCACCUGGUGUGGUCAGGAGACUUUCAGCACGCCAGGCUGCCAUCCCUCUCCCCACAACCAGGGACUGUGUCCUUGAGGUCAUGAGGUAGAGUUAGGUGACUGAGGACCAAACAUUAAAACAUGAUUUUUUUCCUUAA